AUGACAACCACCACUGUUUCCGCCGCCUCCGUCAUCGUUACCACCGUCUUCCUCCUCCUACAGCUGAACACUGCCACCGCUUCCACCACUUCCACCCCAAUUCUAGGCUUAGACUCCUUUCUGUCCCAGCAAUCCCGUCUCGAUCCACAGGCUACAAACGACUCCUUCCUGUAUCUCUCAUCCCCCCUGAAAAAAUCCCUCUCCUCCAACCUCCGACCUCCGCCCACCUCCUCCUCCCUCCUAUCCCUUAAAAUUUCCGUCCCCGUCUACGUCAAACUCGUCGGGCCCUCCUCAUCCUUCCCCUCCACAUCCCCUUCCCUCUUCUCCUCUUUCCUCACCGCCGCCAUCUCCUCCGAUCACUACCAUGUCAUCACCCCCUUUUCAUCCAACACCAAUCACCGUCUCUCCCUCACCCACUUGCUUGCCCUUGACGUCGACCUCUCAUCCCCUUCCCUGUCCUCCAAACUCUCCGAUAAAAUCAAAUCAGAAAUCGCAACGACCGCAUCACCCCUCAGAUCCAAUUUAAUUUCGAUUUCUUACACCACCAUCGAUUCGAUUAUUAAACAGGAUUUCGAAAAGGAAAAACCCACUAAAGGGGUUUACAUUUACUUGCUCAAUUUAGGGUCUCAAUCAAAGCCCUACGCAUAUAAGUACACUGAUACCGGAGAAUCAUCUCUCGGUGUUACCAAAUGUUCCGGUAGCAUCUGGACCGGAAAAGAUCGCUACUUGUGGAUCGAUUUAAGCGCAGGACCUGUCGAUUACGGGCCUGCGUUAUCUGGAGACGGAGUGUUACCAAGAGGCGAGUUUCACCCUUUAACAGCAUUACAUGGUCGACCAAAAUCCCAAAAAGCUUUACUUGCUGAUAUGGCUUCUUUGGUUUGGAGUGCCUAUAAGGUACUUCUCGUGCCUUCUUUGAGAAUUCCUGUGCCUUUCGAGAACACACUGAUUGUUCAGUUUAUACACAUCCAUGGCCCUGAUCACGAUCCAAAAGGUCUGGAUUUCAAUGUGAUCGAGAAGAACUUCAGGGAUGAGGUUAACGAUAAUGGAUUAUUAUUUGCCGAUCAGUCAUUAAGUUUCAAGAACUACGAAGUCGAUUUAGCUGAAUGUUCCAUCUGUUCCUUUGCCAUUUCACUCUGCAUUACUUCCUAUACUUCAAGGUACUUAUUCGAUAAUUACACUCUAAUUGUUAGCGAGUACUUAGAUUCUAAACGCCUCCACCAAACAUUAUCCGAAUCCCAAGAUGAAAUUAGAAGAUUAGCAAAACUCCCAGAAGAAGAUUUCGGUAGAGUUCUUCCUGUUUACAUCUUUGACCUCGAAGUGAAUUCAGUUUUGCUGCUAGAUCGCUACCACCAAUCUGUUGCAUUCAAGGACAUGGUGAUUGCAGUUAGAACAAAGAACACACAGACUGUUAGUGAUUAUAACUGUAAUGGGCGCCAUGUUUUCACACAAAUCCGUGAACUUGAAAGGCCUCUUGUGGGUUCAAUUUUGCAAUCAAUGUGGGGUGUAUCACCAACUCAUUUAGUUUGGAGUGCACAACAUAACAGCACACUGGUUGACUACACAUGGAGUGUUGGACACACACCAUUUGGUCCAUUUUCAGAGCUUUCUUCAUUGUCUUUCAUACAAAAAGAUGCAGCUAGAAGGAAUGUUCUAUUAACAUCUUUGAAUUACACCAUUACAAGUGCAAUUGAUGUUCUUGAAUCCAUAGCUGCACAUGGUGGGGAAAGAAAGCUUCUGCCACAUCAUCAGCUUCUAGAGUUUUUACAAAGAUGGAAUUUGUUCAAAUACAAGGUGGAUAAGGUGGUGUCUUCUUUGUCACAUUUGGACUAUGAAAUGGCGUUGUAUUAUUUGAGGUCUUCUGAUCAUGACCUUUAUGCAAUUCACUCUCUUGUGUAUCAUGCAUCUCAAGAUAUGGAGGCUGCGCUUGUCUGCUUUGAGGACCCACCGUUUCCAUGGGCGUCUUUUUUGAUGUCUGUAGGGAUUUUCUUUGUUCUCUUGUAUGCUUAUUUGCAGAGAGACAAACUUUUCAGUAACAAAAGGAAGCAGUUUUAA
Lactuca virosa is the source of this 2052-nucleotide messenger RNA. The record is from the annotation of a GenBank genome assembly. NCBI's taxonomy places the organism in Eukaryota, Viridiplantae, Streptophyta, Magnoliopsida, Asterales, Asteraceae.